Messenger RNA from Oryzias latipes (Japanese medaka), 4187 nucleotides. NCBI's taxonomy places the organism in Eukaryota, Metazoa, Chordata, Actinopteri, Beloniformes, Adrianichthyidae. The record is from RefSeq and is a predicted model, not a curated record.
GUGCACGUUUGCCUCUGUUCCGGACAGGAUUCCUGUUCUGUCCCAGGUGGGGGGUUUGAGGCCCCAACGCAGGACUCCGAGGAGUCUGCAGGGAGACGCGGUGUUGGCGAAAGCGUCCGUCCCUUCCAGGACGCUGAGCACGAGUGUGUUUGCGUGUGGAGAGGGCACUUGAGCUCUCCGUGGAGUGGGUCGCCGCCUCUCACUUCUUUGCUGCUCUGCACAUUUUUCGAGGAUUUCCACCACAGCUCACAGACCUCCUGUGACCGCCGGAAAGGCGUGGCAACCAAACGCCAAACUGUGAAGGCUGAGGCAUAAUCCCAGAGAACCCCGGAGGAAAAGAACUCGAAAGGGACCAACGGGAGAAGAACUGUUGACCAAACAGAGAUGAGCUGAGGACUUUCAGCUUUGAAAAGACAGGAAGCCGCUUUCCUGGAGAAGCUAGAAGAUUCUAGACCUUAUAGAACCAAACCAGAGACCCGAAAAACCUCAAUGAUGGCUUCCUGGAAAACUUUACCUGGAUCCCAAAUAGUGUCUCCGGCUGCAGAGCGACUACGCAACAUCCUGGGGGAGGACGACGGCGCCCCGACCCCCACGAUCUUCACUGAGAUGGACACGCUGCAGCGUGAUGGGGACGAGCUGGAGUGGAAGGAGUCUGCGAGGUGGGUGAAGUUUGAGGAGAAGGUGGAAGAGGGAGGAGAAAGAUGGAGCAAGCCCCACGUCUCCACGCUGACCCUCCACAGCCUGUUUGAGCUGAGGACCUGUCUGCAGACGGGAAGCAUCAUGCUGGACCUGGAGGGGUACUCUCUGCCGCAGAUCGUGGAGGAGAUCGUGGAUCGUCAGAUAGCCGAUGGCCUCGUCCCGCUUGAUCUGAAGGAGAAGAUCAUCUUCGUGCUACUCAGGAAGCACCGCCACCAAACUAAGAAACCCAUCCACCGCUCACUGGCAGACAUCGGAAAGUCCUCCAACGCGUCUGCCAACCGUAGUCCUCAUGUUAAUCUGAGUCGUAGUACUAGUUCAGCUUCUGGGAUCCACCGCUCCACAGAAGACCUACGCUCUCGGCCGUCAAGCAGCCUUGGCCGCCUGCAUCCAUGUCAGAGCCGAAGCAUGAACGACAUCUCAGACACCCCCAGCACAGACCAGCUGAAGAAUAAGUUCAUGAAGAAGAUUCCUCGAGAUGCAGAAGCCUCAAACGUCCUGAUUGGUGAGGUGGACUUCCUUGACAAACCGUUUGUCGCCUUUGUCCGUUUGGCCCAGGCCACGACUCUGGGAGGCUUAACCGAGGUUCCCGUACCAACCAGGUUCCUCUUCAUCCUGCUGGGUCCUCAAGGCAAAACCAAGUCCUACAAUGAGAUCGGCAGAGCCAUUGCUACCCUCAUGGUGGACGAUCUGUUCAGUGACGUUGCUUAUAAAGCGAGGGAGCGUGAGGACCUGAUUGCAGGAGUUGAUGAGUUUCUGGACGAGGUGAUCGUUCUUCCUCCAGGAGAGUGGGACCCCAAAAUACGCAUUGAACCUCCUAAAAAGGUCCCAUCAGCUGAAAUGAGGAAGUCGGUGUUGAACCUGAACGAGCUCGGCCAGAUGAACGGCUCGGCUGGUGGAGCUGCUCCUGGAGAGGAUGAGGAGCUUCCUGCUCCACAUGAGCUCGGAGAGGAGCUGAAAUUCACUGGAAGGUUUUGUGGUGGAUUGUGGCUAGACAUCAAAAGGAAGAUCCCGUUUUAUUGUAGCGAUAUCUACGAUGGCUUCCAUAUCCAGUCCAUUUCUGCAGUGCUCUUCAUCUACCUGGGUUGCAUUACCAAUGCCAUUACCUUCGGAGGACUGCUAGGAGAUGCUACAGACAGCUACCAGGGAGUGAUGGAGAGUUUUCUGGGCACUGCUCUGGCAGGAACAGUCUUCUGUUUGUUUGGUGGACAGCCCCUCAUCAUCCUCAGUUCAACUGGACCCAUUCUCAUCUUUGAAAAACUACUUUUUGAUUUCAGCAAGAAUUAUGGCGUGGACUACAUGGAGCUCCGUUUGUGGAUCGGCCUCCACUCGUGUCUGCAGUGUUUUUUUCUGGUUCUGUCAGAUGCCAGCUACAUCAUCAAGUACAUGACCCGCUUCACGGAGGAGGGUUUCUCCAGCCUCAUCUCUUUCAUAUUCAUCUCUGAUGCCAUCAAGAAGAUGGUUUCAUGCUUUAAGUACUAUCCAAUCAACCAAGGCUUCAAACCAGACUACAUUACCUCCUACAAGUGUGAAUGCAUCGCUCCGGACCAGGAAUCUGCACUGGGCUUGAAUGUUUCAGCUCCACUGGCAGAUGAUAACAUGACUCUGCUGUUUAACUUGACAGAUCUGGACUGGAGUCAGCUGAGUAAGAAGGAGUGCAUCAAGUACGGGGGCGCUCUGGUGGGCAGCUCCUGUAAGUAUGUUCCUGAUCUGGCCCUCAUGUCCUUCAUCCUCUUCUUUGGAACCUACUCCAUGACCGUGUCUCUCAAGAAGUUCAAGUUCAGCCGCUACUUUCCCACAAAGAUGAGGAAGCUAAUCAGUGAUUUUGCCAUCUUCAUGUCAAUCAUGUCCUUUGUGGGUCUGGAUAUGUUGAUGGGGUUAGACACUCCCAAACUAAUCGUUCCAACAGAGUUUAAGCCGACACGCAGCGACCGCGGUUGGCUGGUGACGCCAUUUGGGAAGAACCCCUGGUGGUGGUACCUGGCCAGCAGUGUUCCAGCUCUCCUGGUCACCAUUCUCAUCUUUAUGGAUCAGCAGAUCAGCGCCGUGAUCGUCAACCGCAAAGAAAACAAGCUGAAGAAAGGCUGUGGCUACCACCUGGACCUGUUCUGGGUGGGGGUGCUGAUGGCGGUCUGCUCCUUCAUGGGUCUGCCAUGGUAUGUGGCCGCCACCGUCAUCUCCAUCGCCCACAUAGACUCUUUGAAGAUGGAGAGCGAAACCAGCGCCCCUGGGGAACAGCCCCAGUUCCUAGGAGUCAGAGAGCAGCGUCUGACGGGAACAUUGGUGUUCGUUCUGACCGGACUCUCUGUCUUCCUCGCUCCUGUCUUGAAGUACAUCCCCAUGCCCGUCCUGUAUGGCGUCUUCCUCUACAUGGGAGUGGCUUCGCUGAGUGGCAUCCAGUUCUGGGAGCGGAUCAAGUUGUACAUGAUGCCCCCCAAACAUCAGCCAGACUUCUCCUUCCUACGCCACGUCCCCCUCAGACGGGUCCAUCUCUUCACUCUGGUUCAGAUAGUCUGCCUGGCCGUUCUCUGGAUCCUCAAAUCCACAUUCCUGGCAAUCAUCUUCCCAGUGAUGAUUCUAGGUCUGAUGGUUGUUCGAAAGCUGCUGGAUCUGAUGUUCUCGCAGCACGACUUGGCGUGGCUGGACGACAUCCUACCGGACAAAGACAAGAAGAAGAAGGAGGACGAGAAGAAAAAGAAAAAAGAGAAGAAGGCAGUUGAGCCGGAGAGCGAUGAAGAGGAGAUGAACCCCUACUCCACAGUCACGUCCGACCAAAAUGAGCUUGACCGCAGCAUCACUCUACACCUGAAGAUCUCCUGCCCCCCCUCACCUGAUCACUCCCAGAAGGGCCUCGUCCCCCCGGAGCCCCAGCGGCCGCCUCACCAGCCCGUCCCUCAGGUCAGCAUCCGGGUGGAGUCAGACAGCGAGGAGUCUGCCGUUUACUCCAGAGAGUGCCGAUACAACCUGUUUGCCCCCACUGACCCCCCAGCACCACCACUACCCGACAGGGUCUGCCCCAGACCCGUGCACCUCAGGGACUCCUGUGCAGAAACAAUUCUGUGAACUGAAUCGUUGGAGUAGGGUGCAGCAGCCCGACCCGAAACCUUCAGCAUCUUUGGAACCACAUCGCCCUCUAGUGGUGGUUUCUAUCAGGACAGGCUCCAUCUCCUUUAAGUGUAAAUGUGGCUGUGCUUUUAUUUUGAAAGUCACGUAGACUGAAGUUUAAUAUAAUUUAGAUUAAAUGGAAAUUAAUUAAAUGAAAUAAUCUGGUUUUUACACUUCAGACCAGGCAGAUGUGAUGCAACCAGACAAAGAGCUCUCCUCAAUACUCGAGUAUUCUCGUCUCCCUCCCCUCAGACAUUUAAUACCCUGACCAGGUUAAUAAUGACAUGAAGCAGACUGCUUUAUUUUGCCUUUAUUAGCUUAAACACUUGCAAACAGAAGCAAACAUUCUAACUUCAGUUUCUACUGAAGAGUUGAAGUUAAUUAAA